GGGAGGGGCCGCGGUGCCCGAGGCGACCCGCACCGGCCGCGCCGCCGAGGCGGGAGGCGUGCUCUCGGGCUGCCCGGCGCCCGCAGGGCCCCGCAGACACCCAGAGCAGGGACCCGCCGGGGCCUGGGAGACGGACGGACAGCGGCGAAGGUCGGUGCGCGGAGUUGUGGCCUUGGGAGGAGGGCGAUCGUCUGGGACGCGAGGGCUGCACCCCCCACUUUCCCCAAAACACAACAGGGAGGUUUACGGUACCCGCGGCAGGGGGAGGGGCAUUGACCCCCUUUCCGUCCGCCCCCGAAGUGACGGCCGAGUCUUCCCAGCCAAAAGUUGGAAACAACCCAAAUGUACAUCAACUGACGGAUGGAUAAACAAAAGGUUUCUCCAUACAAUGCAAUGUUACUCAGCCAUGAAAAGGAAUGAAAUACUGAUGCAUGCUACAGCUUGGAUGAAUCUUGAAAACAUUAUGCUAAGUGAAAGAAACCAGACAAAAGUGGCGGCUCGAGAUGGGGUCCCAGGUCUCCAUGGAAGCGAGAGGUGUGCAUGUGGUGAUCGUCGGCGGGGGCUUUGGCGGGAUCACGGCCGCCGGCCAGUUGCAGGCGCUGAACAUCUCCUUCACGCUGGUGGACAUGAAGGACUCCUUCCACCACAAUGUGGCCGCCCUGCGGGCCUCCGUGGAGAGCGGGUUUGCCAAAAAGACAUUCAUCUCCUACUCGAAGAGCUUCAAGAAUAGCUUCCGGCAGGGCGUGGUGGUUGAGAUCGAUCUGAAGAAUCAGACGGUGCUGCUGGAGGAUGGCGAGGCACUGCCCUUCUCGCAUCUUAUCCUGGCCACGGGCAGCACUGGGUUCUUCCCCGGCAAGCUGAACCAGGUUUUCAGCCAGCAGGAGGCCAUUCAGGCCUACGAGAACAUGGUGAAGCAGGUCCAGUGCUCACAGUCCAUCGUGGUGGUGGGUGGAGGCUCUGCUGGAGUGGAGAUGGCAGCGGAGAUUAAAACCGAGUACCCCGAGAAAGAGGUCACUCUUAUUCACUCCCAAAUGGCCCUGGCUGACAAGGAGCUCCUGCCCUGUGUCCGGCAGGAGGCGAAGGAGAUCCUGCUCCAGAAAGGCGUGCAGCUGCUGCUGAGUGAGCGGGUGAGCAACAUGGCGGAUUUGCCUUUCAAUGAGUAUCGCGAGUGCAUCAGUGUACAGACGGACAAAGGCACUGAGGUGGCCACCAACCUGGUGAUUGUCUGCAACGGUAUCAAGAUCAACAGCUUUGCCUACCACCGUGCAUUUGAUAGUGGACUGGCCAGCAAUGGUGCCCUGAAGGUGAACGAGUACCUCCAGGUGGAGGGCUACAACCACAUCUACGCCAUCGGCGACUGUGCCGACGUGAAGGAGCCCAAGAUGGCCUAUCAUGCUGGCCUCCACGCCAACAUCGCCGUGGCCAAUAUCGUCAACUCCAUGAAACAGAGGCCCUUCAAGGCCUAUAAACCAGGUGCGCUGACGUUCCUCCUGGCCAUGGGGAGAAAUGACGGUGUGGGCCAGAUCAGCGGCUUCUACGUGGGGCGCUUCAUGGUUCGGCUGGCCAAGAGCCGGGACCUGUUCGUCUCCACGAGCUGGAAGACCAUGCGGCAGUCUCCACCCUGAGGAGGAGGCUGGGCGGGAGACGAGGUACCACCGACACCUGGGAACGGAUUGCCUGACAAGUGGUACCCGCCUGACAGCUGUCAAAGGGCACUCUUUCUGGAGUCAGAUGCCACUGAUGUACUCACCAGAAACACAACUUACAGAAAAGCAAGACUGGAGAGGAGAGAGAGAAAAACAGAGAAGGAGGGAGAGAGAGAGAGAGAGAGAGAGAAGAGAGACUAAAAAGACACCCCCUAGAGGAUUCUUUCUGGGUUUGGCAAGGCUGAAUGAAUGCUGCACUGGGUCCUGGGAGUGCGAAGCCAGCCUUCUGCAUAACAGGCUCCCCUUGGAUGUGUGUGCAUGUGCGGGCGCUGGGUCUCCUGAGGGCUGGCUUCCUGUCUGCAGGGCAGGAAGGAGGACCUGCCAAGUGAGACCAGCUAAGGAAGGGGGUCUGCACCCCAGUCUUGCCCGUCGUUCAGAGGGUGGGGAAGCCCACACAUCCUGCAAUACUCCAGUUGUCAGUAGGAGGCUGAUUUUAAACUGUUAGUCCCUACAGUCUUUAAUCUUAACGAAACUUUCUAUAUUUCAAUUUUUAUACCAUAUAUACUAUGAUUACAUAUCAUAGGUUAUAUUUAAGAAGAAAGAGAUAAAAAUUUCCCUGUUGGUUAGUCCAUGCUAACAGUGAGUUUUUAGGGAGCUCAGGGAAGUUAUGACCGAGACCUGGCCUGCCAGCUGCUGGAGGUGUUUAACAGGGGGGGGGGGGCAGCCGAGCUACGUGACCGCUGGGUGGGUCCCCAUCGGUGAACAAACAGGGAGCAGACGAGCCCUGUGUGCUUCCAGGCUGCUGUCAGGGCAAAUUUACAAGUGAAAAGACUCCUCUGUGGUUUUGUGCUUCUGGUCUCUUGGCCAACCCGAAUGUCACUGACCUGGGGACCCGGCCCUGUAGUGAGGAUGCCGGCCAGCAGCUAUGUUAAGGCUAUACUGACUCCUCUGCUUGGGAGAGAACGUCAGUCUGGAGGAGCCUAUUUUGGACCCCGCAAGUUCACACGACAGCAGAAGUGGAUGAUCAGUUCAUCCGAAUAAACUCAGGUUCUGGCCCUGCCCAGCCGGCCCCUCCCUGCUUCCCUUUGAUGUGGCCCCUGGAUAUUGACCGGAGUCCUUGGACACCAGCCUCAUGGGGGCUCCUACUCCACCCCGUCUGGGCUGCGGCCUGGGCUGAUGAGACAUGGGCCUCUCCCCCAAGCAUGGCUUCCCCAUUGGGGCAUCGCCCAGGGCUGAGUUCCUAUGGACCAAGGCCAACGAGGCCCCCCUUCUGGAAGCAGGACCGAUGCCUGAGAAGCAGACCAUUCCGUGCUGUCUGACCUGGGGCCUUCCUAGCUAGCACGGCGGAGUCAAAGCCCGUUGGAGACAGGCUCGUUCUGUUCAUAACAUUCUAGACGUGCCCACACCCAUGGGGACAGUUUUCCAAACAGGAAAAUGUUGCAAUAAAAGAGUAUGUUGUAAGAAAGACA
This is a messenger RNA of Myotis daubentonii (Daubenton's bat), 3115 nucleotides long. RefSeq names its product apoptosis inducing factor mitochondria associated 2 (gene AIFM2). Gene Ontology annotation, biological process: apoptotic mitochondrial changes; positive regulation of apoptotic process. Gene Ontology annotation, molecular function: electron-transferring-flavoprotein dehydrogenase activity; flavin adenine dinucleotide binding. Lineage: Eukaryota; Metazoa; Chordata; Mammalia; Chiroptera; Vespertilionidae. The record is from RefSeq and is a predicted model, not a curated record. The coding region runs from base 504 to 1625 and encodes 373 amino acids. The transcript is spliced from 10 exons. Gene Ontology annotation, cellular component: mitochondrion; cytoplasm.